Ostreobium quekettii is the source of this 1635-nucleotide messenger RNA. The record is from the annotation of a GenBank genome assembly. Lineage: Eukaryota; Viridiplantae; Chlorophyta; Ulvophyceae; Bryopsidales; Ostreobiaceae.
AUGGAGAACUACCUCAUGGGCGGCAUAGCGUACGACCCGAUAUUAGUAAACCUCAGCGACGCGUACAGCCAGCUGAAGGCGCUCAGGGAGAAGGCCUUGGCGGACGGCACGGUGUGGAACGCGCCGGAGGUGUUCGAGAGGAAGACCGUGAAGUACUGGGUCCACCCCGCGAACGUCCUGCGGGUGAAGUGCAUGCUGAUAAAGCACCUGCCCAUACUCAUCUACGGCGCGGGGAAGGGCCAGGCCGACGCGAAGAGUCGGCUGUCGUCUCUGAAGGAGCAGACGCAGAAGGACGGGACGCUGAUAUCGUCGGUGUACUUCGACAACGACGAGCUGCAGACGUACCACGACCGCAUACGGAGGGAGCACGGGUCGUCGCUGACGCGCAUUCGGUGGUACAACAAGCGCGUGCUCACGGACGACAUGGAGACGUUCAUCGAGAGGAAGAUACACGGGGACAGCUGGACGGGCAUAAAGAGCGUCAAGGAGAGGUCCCCGAUGCCCGCGACGCAGGUGCCAAGGUUCAUCAACGGCGAGCACGUUGAGGCGAUGGACGCCGAGGGCAGCAAGGGGGAGCGCCUCCUAGACAUACAGACAAAAGUCUUCCACGAACGAAGAGAGGAGCCCAACGUACGCACAGAGUACGUUCGAGUCGCCUUCCAAGAGUCCAGUUCGAAUGAAGUCCGCAUUUCGCUGGACAGUCAUGUCCGCAUGAUUCGAGAGAAGGGGGUGCCCAGGGGUCCAACGGGCUGGCACAGAGACGUCGUGAAGAGUGAACCACAACCGAAAGAUGUCGUCAACUUUCCAUACUCGAUAUUGGAGACCAAGGUGGCCAGCGAGGAGCCUCCUGAAUGGGUUCAGGAAAUUCUGAACACCGGCAUGCUCGUCGAGGUGCCCAAGUUUUCCAAAUUCCUCCAUGGGACGGCCCUUCUUUUUGGGGACAGUGUCAGCCACUCUCCUUUCUGGUUUGUUCCCGACGACCAUGACCGGUACACGCCUGCCACCAUUGCCGAGAUGGCUGACCAAUCCGAUGUGUACGACAAGAAAGCCGGCCAGCGCGGCGCCCAAGCGCCCCACCAGGCGGGCACCACCUCCAACCGUGUGGAGCUCAGCGAGAUCAUCGUGGCGCAGUCGUCGCAGACGGCCGCCGGCGCCCGAGAGGUGAUCCCGGUAGCGGAGCCCGACACUGCCACCAAGAAGAAAAUGAAAAGCAAGGGGGUCGACAAGAAGUCCGUGCGGACGGCGGCCCUUGUCCGCACGCGCAUCGAGCCCAAGACGUUCUUCGCCAACGAGAGGACGUUCCUGGCGUGGCUGACCAUAUCCGUGCUGGUCAUGUUCAUGGGACUGACGCUGCUGGAUGGGGCCAGCCUUGUGGGCGGCGCGACGGCGGAGAGUGUGAAGCCAUGCGAGGAGGACAACUCGUGCAGGGUCCGGGAGAUUUCUGGCGUCUUGAUAUCACCCAUGGCCCUGGUGCUGAUGGCAUACUCACUGUACCAGUACCGGAGGCGCAACAUCCAAAUCCUGCGCAGGGAGACCGUCCGGUUCGAUGACCAGCGCGGUCCGGUCUUGAUAACCGGCCUUCUCCUGGCGAUACUAAUAACAGCAUUUGUCAUAUCCGCGAGGGCCAAGUUCUAG